Molecule: messenger RNA, 1448 nt
Organism: Brienomyrus brachyistius
Lineage: Eukaryota; Metazoa; Chordata; Actinopteri; Osteoglossiformes; Mormyridae
Gene: fndc4a
Product: fibronectin type III domain containing 4a
Exons: 7
Coding region: 606-1259 (217 amino acids)
Molecular function (GO): protein binding
Source: RefSeq, a predicted model, not a curated record
GAGAGAGAGAGAGAGAGAGAGAGAGUGACUGGAUGUGUGUAUGUGUGACGGCAGCCUGUCGUGGUUUCAUGCCAAACUUGGAAAUGCCACAAGUAUUCGUCCAGCAGCGUCGUCUUCGGUUUUGAUGGGAGAAUGUCGCCAUUCAGGGUGAAAAGGGAAAGGAGACCUGCUGCGCUGCAUUAAAGCUCUGCAAUAGCCCGACAGUAUGGCACACAAAAUGUAUGAAGACGCUGAAAUAUAACAUAAAGCAAGAGGCUUUGGGAAUAACCGGUGGAAAACAGAAGCAGUUCCUAACGGGAGACAUGCAUGUGCCAUGAUUGCGGGCUACCAGGACAAAAUGUUUGUGAAUAAUAUUUAUCUCGCAAUAUACAGCACCUGAAGUUCAAAGAGAAGUUUUUUAUGUGUGUAAUUUAGUAACUGAAUUAAAUAUGUUAAUGAUCGACAUCAGAUCCCAAUGCGCUGUAAUAAUUCUGGGCAAAAUACCCACAUUUUAAAACUCGCAAUGUGGUAAACAGCAAAGUUAAGAACAGGUGGAUACUUCACAUACUUUGAGUACUUAAUUCGGACAUUUUAUUUGGGGAAGAAAAUACUUUUUUCAGCAGAACAUGUUCCUUUUUGUAUACUCCGUUGUGUUGCUGCUCUUUGGUUGUGACAUAUUUUUGGUGGGAGCAAACCGGCCCCCAGCUCCUGUCAACGUCUCCGUCAUGCACCUGAGGGCAGACUCGGCCACCGUGUCUUGGGAUGUCCCCGAGGGGGAUGUCAUCAUUGGCUUUUCCAUCUCGCAGCAGAGGCAGGAUGGCCAGAUGCAGAGGUUCAUCAGGGAGGUGAACACCACCAGCCGCACCUGCGUCCUCUGGGACCUGGAGGAGGAGACGGACUACAUCAUCCAGGUUCAGUCCAUCGGACUCUAUGGGGAGAGCCAGGCGAGCAAGCGUGUUCACUUCAGAACCCUGAAGAAGUCAGACCGAUUCCCAUCCAACAGCUCCAACCAAGACGAUCCAACAGUGCAGGGUUUAGAUAAGUCCAGAAACCUCCAAACAGGAGAGAUGAUCAUCAUCGUCGUGGUGUUGCUGAUGUGGGCAGCUGUGAUCGCCCUGUUCUGCCGGCAGUAUGACAUUAUCAAGGACAACGACUCCAGCAACAGCAAGGAGAAGGUGAAGCCAUGCUCGGAGCGGAGCACGCCGGAGCACCACAGUGGGGGCCUGCUCAGGAGCAAGUUUCACCCAUCCGUCCCCUCCAUCAACAUCAUCGAAGUCUGAAGCGACGAACAUCCGCCAGGAGUUUAUGAUGGAGAUCAAGGAUGGAGAUCAAGGAUGGAGGUCAAGGAUGGAGAUCGGCAAACCCACACACCGUGAAAACUGGAUUUCUCAUAUGGUGGAUCUGCUGCCAGGGAUUACCAGCAAUGUUUCAAACUUACUCUCAGAAUGUAUUUUUGCUACCCCCCCCCC